GGCGUUGCGAGCAGCCCGAGAGCCCCACGGCACCAACACAACAGCUCCUGCUCCCCGCCGUGUAGCGCCCCGCCCGCCUCCCCUUGCGGGCACCCCGGCCGAGUAUGGCAGCAGCAUCACAGACCUGCUGCUGUUGAGGCUUGCAGGCAGCAGCCAGAUGGAACAAACUCCGCCGCCGCCGGCGGUGGCGGCAGAGGCGAGCGGGUCGCCAGUGGCUAGCCCGUUUGUGGCCACGUUGGAUGUGCGGCAGCAGGCCCAGGCUGCGGCGGCCACGCCACUGACACCCCUGGCAGGCCCCGCGCUGCCGCAACCCUCGCCGCUGCGCCGCCGGGGCUACUUCACUGACGUGCACGGCGGCGGCGCCUUUUCGCGUGUGCCUUCGCUGUUUGGACGCCUGGAGGGCGACCGCAGCAGGCCCUUGACGGGCGGCGCCGUGCUGCCGACGGUGGGCACAGCCUUCGGGCGUGCAGCGCUGAACCUGUCGUGGCCCGAGGGCGGCGAGGUGUCGGCGGAGUGCCGCGACCUCGUGGAGCGCCUGCUGCAGCUGGAGCCCAAGCAGCGGCUGGGGCACAGGGGCGCGGGGGAGGUGAAGCUGCACCCGUGGUUUGCGGGGGUGGACUGGGCCAGCCUGGCGCGCCAGAAGGUGGCCUUUGUGCCGCAGCCCGACUGCGACACAGACACUUCCUACUUUUCCUCCAAGCCCGUCUCCCAGCGCUCCCUGGCACUGGACUUGGACAGCAGCAGGGGAGAGCUGGACCUGGCGGCGGUGACGGCGGCCGUGGGCGCAGCCGCCGCCGCCGCCGGCGCGGGCGCGCCGCUGAGCCCCGCCGCCUCCCUGGCCUCCAGUCGCAGCCAGAGCCGGGGCGGCAGCCGGCGGCCCAGCGCGCGGCGGCGCAGCCUGCGGCAGGCACUGGCGGAGCCGUCGGGCGCGUCGCUGAGCGAGCUGCGGGGCCUGCGGGGCGCCACGCUGAGCCACAGCAGCGGCGCCUCCGCCGCCAGCGCCGCCUCGCUGGCGGGCGGCGACGCCAUGGCGGUGGACGCGUCGGGCGGCAGCGUGGUGCGCGCCGCGGCAGACCUGCUGCGCCAGCAGUCCACCGCGGGCCAGCAGGCGCAGGCGCAGGCGCAGGCGCAUGCCUGGCUGCGGCACGCCGCCCAGCAGCCGUCGCGCAGCGCCACCGUGCUGAGCGGCGGCAGCGAGCUGCCGGAGGGGGAGCCCCGGGGGCCGCUGUCGGCAGACGACGAGGAGCUGGCGAGCCCCUCAGAGGCGGCCGCCGCCACCGAGGACGGCGGCGAGGCCGCCUCCGCCUGCAUGGGGCGCUACGGCGGCGCCGCCUCGCCCUCGGCCAGCAGCUGCGGCAGCCCCAUGGGCAGCGACGGCGGCGGCUACAGCAGCGGCGGCGAGGGCGGCGGCAGCGAGGCCAGCAGCGAGGCCAGCGGCAGCCACCCGCACUUCCGCAACUUCUCCUUCAAGAACCUCGACAUGCUGGCGGAGCAGAACCUGCAGGCCCUCAGGGAUCAGUACGAGGAGGAGUUCUCCGAGUUUGACCGGCCGCCAGACCUCAACGCCCUGCGCUCGCUCACCCCCUCACCGGAGCGCCCGCCGCCACCCACGUAG
Molecule: messenger RNA, 1615 nt
Organism: Chlorella variabilis
Lineage: Eukaryota; Viridiplantae; Chlorophyta; Trebouxiophyceae; Chlorellales; Chlorellaceae
Exons: 5
Coding region: 158-1615 (485 amino acids)
Biological process (GO): peptidyl-serine phosphorylation; intracellular signal transduction
Molecular function (GO): protein serine/threonine kinase activity
Source: RefSeq, a predicted model, not a curated record